GUUCUUGCAGAGUGGAAGCAGAAGUUUGAGGAAAGCCAGGCAGAGCUGGAGGGAUCUCUAAAGGAAGCUCGUUCUCUCAGCACAGAGAUGUUCAAGCUGAAGAAUUCAUAUGAAGAAGCGAUAGAUCACCUGGAGACCCUGAAGAGAGAGAACAAGAACCUGCAACAGGAAAUCACAGAUUUGACUGAAAAUCUUGGGGAAUCUGGGAAGACAAUUCAUGAAUUGGAAAAGGCUAAGAAGACAGCCGAGAAUGAUAGAGCAGAAGUUCAGGCUGCCCUAGAAGAGGCAGAGGCUACACUGGAGCACGAAGAAUCAAAGAUCAUCCGUGUUCAGCUCGAGCUCACCCAGGUGAAAAAUGAAGUCGACAGAAAAAUUGCAGAGAAGGACGAGGAGAUUGAGCAGAUCAAGAGAAACAGCCAGAGAGUGAUUGAGACCAUGCAGAGUACUUUGGAUUCUGAAAUCAGGAGCAGGAAUGAUGCCCUGAGAAUCAAGAAGAAGAUGGAAGGAGACCUCAAUGAGCUGGAGGUUCAGCUGAGCCACGCAAACCGCCAGGCAGCUGAAGCCCAGAAACAGCUGAGAAACGUUCAGGGACAACUUAAGGAUGCCCUGCUGCACCUUGAUGAAGCUCUCAGAGGUGAGGCGGACAUGAAGGAGCAGGUUGCCAUGGUGGAGCGCAGGAACAACCUGAUGAUGGCUGAGAUCGAGGAGCUGAGAGCAGCACUGGAGCAGACAGAGAGGUGCCGCAAAGUGGCUGAACAGGAGCUGGUUGAUGCCAGCGAGCGAGUGGGACUGCUGAACGCUCAGAACACAAAUCUCAUCAACACUAAAAGAAAGUUAGAGACUGACCUUGUCCAGAUCCAAGGGGAAGUGGAAGACUCUAUCCAGGAAGCCAGAAAUGCUGAAGAAAAGGCCAAGAAAGCCAUCACUGAUGCCGCCAUGAUGGCAGAAGAGCUGAAGAAGGAGCAGGACACCAGCUCUCAUUUGGAGAGGAUGAAGAAGAACCUGGAGGUGACAGUGAAGGACCUGCAGAUCCGCCUGGAUGAAGCCGAGAAUCUGGCCAUGAAGGGCGGCAAGAAGCAGCUCCAGAAACUGGAGGCUAGGGUCCGUGAUCUUGAGUCUGAGGUGGAGGCGGAGCAGAAACGUGGAGCUGAAGCUGUUAAAGGCGUCCGCAAAUAUGAACGCAGAGUGAAGGAACUGACUUACCAGACUGAGGAGGACAAGAAGAAUGUCGCCCGACUUCAGGACCUGGUGGACAAGCUGCAGCUGAAAAUGAAAGCCUACAAGAGGCAGUCUGAGGAGGCUGAGGAGCAGGCCAACACUCACCUGUCCAAGUACAGGAAGGUGCAGCAUGAGAUGGAGGAGGCUGAGGAGCGGGCGGACAUCGCAGAGUCUCAGGUCAACAAGCUGAGGGCAAAGAGUCGGGAGAUCGUCAGGGGAAAGGAGGCUGAAGAAUGAGCAUCAGAGAAGAGGAAACGCAGCACAAGAAAUCAUAAAAUAUGACCUUUGAUGUGUCAUGUAUGUAACAA
Molecule: messenger RNA, 1526 nt
Organism: Notothenia coriiceps (black rockcod)
Lineage: Eukaryota; Metazoa; Chordata; Actinopteri; Perciformes; Nototheniidae
Product: myosin heavy chain, fast skeletal muscle-like
Exons: 10
Cellular component (GO): myosin complex; bicellular tight junction
Source: RefSeq, a predicted model, not a curated record